Molecule: messenger RNA, 315 nt
Organism: Pyricularia oryzae 70-15
Lineage: Eukaryota; Fungi; Ascomycota; Sordariomycetes; Magnaporthales; Pyriculariaceae
Exons: 1
Coding region: 1-315 (104 amino acids)
Source: RefSeq, a predicted model, not a curated record
AUGCCAAUUUAUCCCGGUCCGCAAGGCAACAAGAUCAUGUACCCAGCAUACUAUUACACACCGGUCGUGACGCCGGUUGUCGUCGCCCCGGUGGCGACAGCCCCAGUGGUAACAGUCCCAGUGGUGACGACCCCCGUAGUGGCGACCCCAGUAGUGGCGACCCCAGUAGUGACAUACCCGAUACAGCAGCCCCAGGUUGUCUUCCAGCCCGUCCAGCCCGUCAUUCCCGCGGUCUACCCGGUUUACCCGGCUGCAGUGGUUCCCGUUGCUACACCGGGCUGCCAGUUCUUUAUGUAUAACCGGAAGCGGGGCUGA